This is a messenger RNA of Hydatigera taeniaeformis, 1095 nucleotides long. The record is from the annotation of a GenBank genome assembly. NCBI's taxonomy places the organism in Eukaryota, Metazoa, Platyhelminthes, Cestoda, Cyclophyllidea, Taeniidae.
AUGGCUCUCUUUGCAAGAAAGUUGUCAAAGCAAGAUUCUGCCUCUGUCAAAGAAAAUAGGAAAUCAACUGCCAUGGAUGAUCCCGAAUGGAAGUCCAUUCUUGAAAUCAAUUCUGAAGUGCUCAAAGUUUGGCGACUUCCGGAUAAAGGACCUGCUAUCCCACUUCCAGAGGAGCAAGUGGGUUUCUUUAUGAGCGACGAAAAGUACGUCGUAUUGAAGACGUCCAAUCACAACAGAAAGCUCGUCUAUGAUUUGCACUUUUGGGUUGGUCUCAGUGCUGCCCAAAAAAUAUCUUCAGAUCCUCCAGAAAAGGUGGCUCAAGUGAUGUCUCUGCUGGACGACAAUCUAAUCAUACACCGGGAAAUCGGCGAGUUCGAAUCACCACGAUUCAAGUCUUACUUUAAGGAAUUUGGUGUUCUUUCGGGCAACGUGGGAUCUCUGUUUGAUCCCGAAAACCCUCAAAAAUACCAAAAACGUCUACUUCGUUUCGCGUUGACUCGUAACAAGAAACGUAUGGAGGUGACUGAGGUACCCGUUUCGCGUCACUCUCUCAACUCCAAUGAUGUCUUUAUCUUCGACGAGGGCAUUAGAAUGACCCAAUGGAAUGGUGCUCGCUGUGACAACGAGGAGCGUCUCGCUGCGAGAAAGUACAUCGAGAAGUCGCUAAAGUUGCGCAAGACUAAGUGUACAUCGGAGUUCGUUGACGAGGAAGAUCUUCUGGAAAAUAAUGAACUGUAUGCUAAAUUGGGCAAUGCAGCAGUGCCUCCGCGCCCAAUGCGAUUACUUAAGAGCAAAUUCAGGAAGUCGAUGUACAGACUCUCAGACGACUCAAAGAGACUCGCGUUGAGUCACGUGUACACCGACAAGGUUUAUCGCAGUGGCAUCAAUCCUAACGACAUUACCUUUGUGGAUACUCUCCACGAACUGUUCAUCUACAUCGGUCCCGGUGCCAACGAUAAUGAAAGAGGCAGUGUGUGGACCCAGGCUGAUAAAUUCCUUAAGGAAGCCAAUAUGCCAUAUAAGUCAAUCGCCGUUUUCAAUGCCGGUAGUUAUUGCGAUGGCUUUGAGGAGAUUUGGGACGAUCUUCAACAUUAA